GAGGAGCUCGCUCGCCUCCGACGGAAGUGUCACGGUCUCCUCAGUCCUCUUUCGUGGGCCGGUCUCGCCCCAAUUCUUUCAGAAAUGGAAGGACUCUAUGCUGCUAAUCACCGGGGCGAUGUCGCAUCCGCACUCUCCAACCUCCUAAUAUCCAUUGUUGGCGAUCAAUCGGCUCUGUCGGAUACCUUCAUGAUACUACAUGCUGGCUUUGUCGCUGGAACAUAUAAAAUCAUGGGAACGGCCAUUGGAGCCCACAUCUUACAAGCUGUCAUUGAGGAUUUUGACGGAUACUACGGCAAAGUGAACGGUAUCGAUGACCCAGCGAGUGCCGGCAAGAAAUGCACGAAUUUAGUGAGUUUCAUUUCGGAGCUCUACAAUUUCCAGGUCGUGGGAGCUCUGCUUAUUUUCGAUAUUUUGAGGAUAUUUCUGGGAGAGAUAACCGAAUCCUCGCUACGCUUCAGUCCUGUGAUCAAUCAAACACAAUCCAAGAAAAAGUAA
Molecule: messenger RNA, 498 nt
Organism: Tuber aestivum (summer truffle)
Lineage: Eukaryota; Fungi; Ascomycota; Pezizomycetes; Pezizales; Tuberaceae
Source: the annotation of a GenBank genome assembly